AUGUCCGAGUUUAUUGUGUUGUGUGAACGACACAGCUCAGUCUACUCUAUCUCCAUGGUGCUGGUUCUGACACAGCUGCAGGAACAACAGCAACAGAAUGCCGCUAAGAACGCCGCACCGCCGAAAAAUGCGGACAGUCUUAGAACUCGGGCCAUCACUGCUGCUUCACACGGUUCCACCUGUUGGGGACAGCUGCUGGAUCGUUGCGUACUGGAGGCCAAGCGCGCCCUGAAGCGACAUGUUGUGAGUUGUUGUUGUUGA
Dibothriocephalus latus is the source of this 261-nucleotide messenger RNA. NCBI's taxonomy places the organism in Eukaryota, Metazoa, Platyhelminthes, Cestoda, Diphyllobothriidea, Diphyllobothriidae. The record is from the annotation of a GenBank genome assembly.